Coturnix japonica (Japanese quail) is the source of this 6292-nucleotide messenger RNA. It is a transcript of the gene LTBP2, whose product is annotated as latent transforming growth factor beta binding protein 2. NCBI's taxonomy places the organism in Eukaryota, Metazoa, Chordata, Aves, Galliformes, Phasianidae. The record is from RefSeq and is a predicted model, not a curated record. Gene Ontology annotation, molecular function: calcium ion binding.
CUCUGGAGAGGGGGGAUGUCAGCAUCAAAAAGACGCAAAAGGGGGAGGUUUCCAAAAAUAAAACCCUCCAUCCCCUCCAGGCUCUGGCAGUGCCAGAGGCGGGCGCAAAGGUGCUCGGAGCCGCCUGCGGAACGCCGGAGCUCUCCGGCGGGACGGCCGCGCUCCUCUCGCUCUUCCUCCUUUUGCGGGGCCGCUCGGCAGCCCCCGGCCCGGUCUCCGGCCCCGGUGGGCAGCAGGUGCUGGCGGAGCCCCGCGGGGAGAUGGGGCAGUGAGGCGCGGCUCAGUCGGGCGGACCGGAGCGCAGCCCCCGGAGGGAUGCCCGCCCCGCGCCGCCGGCCCUCGCCCGCCCCGCGGGCUGACAGCAUGCGGGGGGCCGCGGGCAGCGUCUUGCCCCUCACCUUCGCGAUCCUGCUGGGACUCGGCGACUGCCAGCGGGACCUGGCGGCGAGGCUGGAGCCCGGCGCCUCCCGCCGCGCAGAACCCCGCCGGCUGCGGGGUCAAGCCGCGCCCCUGGGGGCGACGGGCACCGCUCCCGGCCUGCCCCGGCCGCACAGAGCCCCCCCGGAGCCGGCCGCCCUGCCCGCCGCCCUGCGCCCCGAGCGCGGCCCCGCGGAGAGCCCCAACGACGGCCGCAGGCAGCGCCCCGAGCCGGGACUCGGCCCCGCGCAGGGGCUGCAGCCGUCCCGGCAGCGACCCAGGAGCUCGCACAAGGCGCGGGUGGUGCCGCGAGCGAAGGAGCCGAACGGCAGAGGGAGGAUGGUGGGGCCGAAUGUCUGUGGGAGACAGUGCUGCUCGGGCUGGGCUGUGGCUCCUGGCACAAACCACUGCAUCAAACCUGUCUGUGACCCACCGUGCCAGAACAAGGGCUCCUGCAGCCGGCCCCAUGUCUGUACCUGUCGCUCAGGUUUCCAGGGCUCCAGGUGCGAAGAAGUUGUCCCUGAGCAAGAGUACCACCCACCCAGCAUUGCCCUACAGCCCCCUGCGGGCUCCCUGAGGAGGAGGACUGGCACAGCUGAGCGGGAUGCUUCCCCACGAGAGGCUCAGGCACCUGUCCCACGGCAUGCACCCACCAGGACUCAGAGUAGAAUUGGCUCUCCUGUCUCAACCCAGCACGCAGGGCCAUCACGGACUGUCCGGCGCUACCCUGCCAGCAAUGGCCAGCUCACAUCUAACACGCUGCCCAAUGGGCAAGGGCACGAGCAGGGCAGCUCUGGGCCAAAUGCAGCCUUCCAGGAGCACACAUCGGCUGCAAGGGGGGCAAACCUGACAGAGAAGAUUAGGAAAAUAAAAAUCAUCUUCACACCCACCAUCUGCAAACAGACAUGCCGGAAUGGGCGCUGCUACAACAGCUGUGAGAAGGGAGACACCACCACUCUCUACAGCCAAGGGGGACAUGACCACGACCCCAAGUCUGGCUUCCGCAUCUACUUCUGCCAGAUCCCCUGCCUGAAUGGAGGACGCUGUGUUGGCCGUGAUGAGUGCUGGUGCCCUUCCAACUCCACGGGGAAGUUUUGCCACUUGCCGGUCCCCUCUCCAGAAAAGAAGCAAGGAGGGAAGGCGCCAAACACCAUAGCCAGUGGCUCUAUGAAGCACUCCACAUACACCCUGCCUUUGUCCAACCAGUUGGCUUCCCUGAACCCUUCCCUGGUGAAUGUCCACAUCAACCACCCUCCAGAAGCCACCGUGCAGAUUCACCAGGUGGCCAGGGUGCGGGGUGACUCAGAGGUGUCAGAGGAGAACAGCGUGGAGGCAGUGCUGGUGCCUCAGAUGGCCGCAGUGCCCUGGUACACCUACAGCAAUGGGAACGGCAACAACAUUGCCACCGAGGGAGGCCAACAGAAGAGACCCCAAGGGUUGCUGGGGAGGUGCUUUCGGGAAGCUCUCCAUGGGCAGUGCACAAAUCCGCUGCCAGGGCUGACCCUGCUGGAGGAUUGCUGCGGCAGCGUGGGGCUCUUCUGGGGAGUGGACAGGUGCCUGGCUUGCCCCCCUCGGCCAGCACACCCCGUCAUUGAAAAUGGACAGGUGGAGUGUCCCCAGGGAUACAAGAGGCUGAAUAGGACCCAUUGCCAAGAUAUCAACGAAUGCUUGAUACAGGGCUUGUGCAAAGAUGCCAAGUGUUUGAAUACCCGUGGCAGCUUCCGCUGUACUUGCAGACCUGGCACCAUGUUGGACCCCUCCCGCAGCCACUGCAUCUCUGACAAAGCAGUGUCCAUGGAGCAGGGGCUGUGCUACCGUUCUGCAGCUGAAGGUGUGUGCUCCUUCCCCCUCUCCCACCGAAUCACUCAGCAGAUCUGCUGUUGCAGCCGUGUUGGCAAGGGCUGGGGCAAGAACUGUGAGGAAUGCCCUGUGCCCGGCUCAGGAGCGUUCAAAGAAAUUUGCCCAGCAGGACACGGCUAUACCUACUCCAGCUCUGACAUCCGCCUUUCCAUGAGGAAGGCAGAGGCAGAAGAGCUGCCCCUAAGCCUGGAAGAGCACAGUGAGAGCAGCAACUGGACAUUAAACUGGGCAACAAGGAGACAGCGGCUGCAGGACAGUUUGCAUGGGAGUGUCCUGGAGGCAUUGCCCCACCCUGACAUCUCAGCAGGAGAAAGUGAAGUUUUUCCUGCUGGGCAGGAUGCUGCUGAUAUCACCCCAGAGCCUGAGGCACAUGGAGUGGAGGAAGAAGAGUCCCGGCGUGCUCCUCCCCAGCCUGGCCCUACCACCACCUGGGCAGAUGCUGCUCCAUCACAGAUACCCGCGCAGGGCUCAGGGGCCAGCGGCUGUGCCUCUUCAUCCCUUGCCUGUGGAGCUGGUGUGUGUGUGCUCACCCCGGAUGGAUACAGCUGCUCGUGCCACCUGGGCUAUACGCUGCACCCCAGUCGUCUGCACUGCAUUGAUGAAGAUGAGUGUCUGCAAGAUCCUUGCGCUGGAAAAGGUCACUGCAUCAACAGCGUGGGCUCCUAUUCAUGCCUCUGCUACUCUGGAUACACUCUGGUUUUCUUGGAGAGCAAGCAGACCUGUCAAGAUCGAGAUGAAUGUGAGCAGCCCUCUACCUGUCCAGGACAGCGAUGUGUCAACACCCCUGGCUCUUACCGUUGCGAGUGCAAGGAGGGCUUUGCCAUGGGCCUCCGAGGACAAUGUGAAGAUAUCAAUGAGUGCGUGGAUCCCAGCCCUUGUCCCCGUGGGAAGUGUGUCAAUACCCCAGGCUCCUACAGGUGUGUCAGCUGUGCGGAUGGCUAUCAGCCCAGGAAUGGAAGAUGCAUUGAUGUGGACGAGUGCCUGGUGGAGAGAACCUGUGCCCACGGACAAUGUAUUAACCUGGAUGGCUCUUUUCGAUGUUCCUGUUACCGGGGCUAUGAGGCAGCACCCGAUGGGAAGAGUUGUGAAGACAUUGAUGAGUGCGCAGCCCAGACUGCCUGUCCCUCCAGACUCUGCCUCAACACCGAGGGCUCCUACUCCUGCAUGGCUUGUGAUGCUGGCUACACUGUUUCUAGAGAUGGCAGCACAUGUGAAGAUGUGGAUGAGUGUGCAGACCAUGCUAUUCAGUGCCUAGGAGGAGAAUGCCGGAACACGCUGGGCUCCUAUGAGUGUCACUGCCAGGCUGGCUUCGAGCUCAUCAAUGGCACAGUAUGCCAAGAUGUGAACGAGUGCCUGAACAGUGAGAUCUGCAGCCCCAAUGGUGAGUGUCUCAACAGCCAUGGAUCCUACUUCUGCAUCUGUGCGCCUGGCUUCUCCAGCUCGGCUGGAGGAGUCAGCUGUCAAGAUGUGGAUGAAUGCACAGACAAAUCCCGGUGCUCAAAAGGACAGUGCCUGAACACAGAAGGCUCCUACAGGUGUCUGUGUGAAAAUGGGUUCAAACACUCCCAGGAGACUGAUGACUGCAUAGAUGUGGAUGAAUGUAAGGAAUAUGGGGAUGCCAUCUGUGGCACAUGGCGGUGCCAGAACAGCCUGGGCUCCUACCGUUGUAUCAUGGGCUGCCAACCUGGCUUCCACUGGACACCCCUGGGUGACUGCAUUGAUAUAGAUGAGUGUGCCAAUGAGACGCUGUGUGGGAGCCAUGGCUUCUGUGAGAACUCAGAUGGCUCCUUCCGCUGCCUCUGUGACCGUGGCUACGAGAGCUCUCCCUCUGGGCACUACUGCGUUGAUGUGAACGAGUGUGAGUUAAUGGUGGCUGUAUGUGGGACCGCACUCUGUGAGAACGUGGAGGGAUCGUUCCUGUGCCUGUGCCCCAGCGACCAUGAGGAAUACGACACAGAGGCAGGACAGUGCCGGCCACGGGCAGCCGUGGAGGACCCUGAGAGACAUACAGCCCAACCCUCUGACAGCAUGGAGCGCAAGCAGUGCUACUACCACAUCAGCGACGUUCGUCUGUGUGACAGCGUCCUGGCCAAGAACAUCACAAAGCAGGAGUGCUGCUGCACCGUGGGGGCAGCCUGGGGUGACAACUGUGAGACCUACCCCUGCCCCAUCUUGGGCACAGUCGAGUAUCAAGAGAUCUGCCCUCUUGGGAAGGGUUAUGUUCCUCAAGAAGAUCCACUCUCAGGAAAAGUCUCCUUCACAGACAUGGAUGAGUGUGAGACCUUUGGCUCCGAGUUCUGCCGCAAUGGGCAGUGUCUGAACACAGUGCCAGGCUACAAGUGCUUCUGCCGUACAGGCUACUACUAUGAUGCCGGCAAGCUCGAAUGUGUAGAUCAGGAUGAGUGCCAGAAUGAGGUGUACUGCAUCAAUGGCGAGUGCCUGAACACAGUUGGCUCCUACCACUGCUUCUGCAGCCUCCCACUUGUGUUGGAUGCCACUGGCAACCGCUGUGUGAACCUCUCCGGCAGAGCAGAUGCCCUGGAGGAGUAUGAGAUCCACCUGGAUGUCUGCUGGCAAACUGUCUCUGACUACAUCUGCCAAGACCUGCUGCACGGCGAGCAGACCACCUACACCGAGUGCUGCUGCCGCCUUGGUGAAGCCUGGGGCCAGAACUGUGCCCUCUGUCCACACAGGUCCUCUGCUGAUUUUGCUUUCCUCUGUAAUGGGGCUAGUGAAGACAGUGACAGAGGGGCUGAGGUCCGAGAAAGACCUAGGUAUGAGUAUGGACCAGGCUUGGAAGAUCCCCACUAUGGCCUUCCCAGCCCAGACAUGGGCCCCUACUACAACUACCUGGAAUCAGAGUAUGGAAACCCUGACGUGGCUUUCCCUCGGAGAGAACCGAGCAGUGAGUUUCGUGGCAGCCCUUUCCACCAUGGCCCAGGGCGGCCCCCACCCCGCUACCUGCCCAGCCAACCUGGUCUUUAUGAGGGCUUUGAGGGGCUGCAGGCUGAGGAGUGUGGCAUCCUCAAUGGCUGUGAGAACGGACGUUGUGUGCGUGUCCCAGAGGGCUACACCUGUGACUGCUUCGAUGGCUACCAGCUGGACAUGACCCUCAUGGCCUGUGUGGACAUCAAUGAGUGUGAGGAUGUGGAUGUCCCAGUGCCACUGUGCCAGGGUGGCACCUGCGAGAACACAGAAGGCUCCUUCCGCUGCCGCUGCUUACCAGGCUAUGUGGCACUGGCCCAGCCCCACCACUGUGUGCCCCAGACAGCCCAGAGCCCAGCAGCAGCAUAGCUCUAGAGGAGCGGCAGUGGGGUUACUCCCCUCUGGUGACACGCUUCUCCGGGACCUGGUGGUGUGGACAAGGGUCCCCGGGGCUGUGGCUGCUUCUAAGCCCUUUGUCCCUUCACCUCCAAAGCGCACAACUCCCCCGCCACCUUUUCCUAGCUGUGACUGCCAGGGCUGAGCUCCCAGCCUCUGUACUCCCAUCCUCACUUCCAGCCCCUGCUUCUGCCACAGCAGAGCCCUCCCCAGCCCGGCCCCCAGCACCUGCUGCAAUGCCACAUACUAUGGGGGCUCACAGGACACUUUCUCCUACUGUGCAGCCCCAGCCUCUCCCUGCACCCUGCAGAGAGGCUGGGUUCACCUCCCCACGGCGAGCAUCACUGCUGCACUGACCUAGUGGCGGGCCUCACCGCACCACGCAGCCUGCCCCAGGACACAGCCCUGGAGGAGCAACCCUGGCUCCCUAAAGCUGCUGCCCAACCUUAAGGUGUGGUGGAGAGGAUGGGGGUCCCACAGCCGGCUCACCCUGCAGCCAUCCCAGGCGCAUCCCUACCCCUGUGCUGCGCCUUUGUGCCCCGCGCUGGCUGGGGGGAGUGGGCAGGGUUCCAGCUUAGUUUCUGUAAAGUUGAUGACUUUUUUUUAACUGAGUCUGCUGGAAACUUCUCUCAUGUUGUUAAAUAAAACAUUUAUUUUGGGCCCUGUGGCUCAUGACACUGGGGCUGGGUCAGAA